Molecule: messenger RNA, 924 nt
Organism: Microthlaspi erraticum
Lineage: Eukaryota; Viridiplantae; Streptophyta; Magnoliopsida; Brassicales; Brassicaceae
Source: the annotation of a GenBank genome assembly
AUGGAUUUCAUGUGUUCAAGCUAUACAAAUGGAGCAUUUCCAGCAGUUCUUGCAUUUGGAGAUUCGAUUCUCGAUACUGGUAACAACAAUUUUCGCAUGACAGUGACGAGGGCCAAUUUUUUGCCGUAUGGACGCGAUUUUCCUUACCAUAUGCCUACCGGAAGAUUCGGGAACGGAAAAGUUCUGUCGGAUUUAGUUGCCGAGGGUUUAGGAGUGAAAGAUCUUCUACCACCCUAUCAUAACAUGAUGCUUAAAGGUAGUGAGCUUCCUACUGGCGUUUGUUUUGCGUCUGGUGGUUCAGGAUUAGACAAAUUCACUGCAUCCAUACAGGGGGUUAUCCAUGUACAAGAACAGGUGACAGACUACCAAAAUUACAUACAAAAAUUAAGCCAGCAAGUUGGAGAUGCCGCUCAAGCCAAACAAAUUUUAGCCAAUGCUGUGACUCUAAUUUCUAUUGGAAAUAACGAUAUUUGCCAUCACAUAUUUUGCAACUCCGGCCAAGAAAUUGCAAUACAAUAUCGAAACAUACACCGAUCAGCUCAUAGCUUGGAAAGCUACGUUCAUCCAGGGUGUUUGCCAGGGAGCAGACAAAUGGCGGGAAAUCUGAUAUGUCUUCCGAAUGUAAACUAUGGUGCUAAAAUAUUUAAUCAAAAGUUAAUGAACUUGGUCAGUAAAUUAAGCCAGAGUCACCCCGAUGCAAAAUUCGUCUACAUCGAUAUGUAUAACUCACUUCUUGCUGUCAUCGAUAAUCCUACGCAAUAUGGAUUUACAACUGCAACACCAUGUUGUUGCUCGGUGAUGACUCCGGUUCCAUGCAUGCAUUCGGCUAAUCACGUGUUCUGGGACUUUGCUCAUCCUUCUGAAAAAGCAUACAAAACUGUUGUACCCAAGAUCGUCAGUACCAUCAGAAGUAGUCUCGCUUAG